Fusarium keratoplasticum is the source of this 492-nucleotide messenger RNA. RefSeq lists its product as uncharacterized. NCBI's taxonomy places the organism in Eukaryota, Fungi, Ascomycota, Sordariomycetes, Hypocreales, Nectriaceae. The transcript is spliced from 2 exons. The record is from RefSeq and is a predicted model, not a curated record. The coding region runs from base 1 to 492 and encodes 163 amino acids.
AUGAGAGAGGCGACCUCCGUUGGGUCGCCCACUGUUGUUGAAGGACGCGUGUGUGAUGUCUCCGACUUGGAGUCGUCGGCUUCGCUUUGGGCAUACCUUCGAGAUGACGGGAUUGUCGUGGACGUGCUCGUCUUGAACGCUGCCGCUGUCGGCGCUAUUAAACCUCUGGGUGAGAUCGGCAGAGAUAACAUUCUGAAGGACUUUGACCUGAAUUUUCGCACCAACUUGGGUUUCACGGAACGUCUCUAUAAGCAGGAAGGACAGGGAGCAGGCGGAAGAAAGAUUGUAGUCGGGAUUUCGACUCUCGCAAUUUACUUAUGGAAUCUGGUAAAGGACCGUCCAUCGUACGGACCCUCCAAGAGCGCAGACACCCUGACCCUCCAGCAAUUUGCCCGAGCCUUCAAGCCGGAGGAGCUACAGGUCUCGAUUGUUCACCCUGGCGCAGUCUGGACUGAGAGCAUGAGGGAAUCCGGCGCCACCGAGGGGAUGUAA